AUCCUGGGUAUCAGUAGACGUAAGCUAAAGUCUAUUUUGAUUCUCUAAUCCGUACAUUCCGUCUGUCUGCGUUUACAAAUAAAUCUCGAUUAAGCAGAUUCCGCUGAAAUGUGCCGCUGAUUUGCGCUUUCUGCCUUUUGGUGAGAUCAUAAAGCCCGUUAGCGUUUCGUUGCCUACUCAUAAUAAAAACAUUUCUACGCGUUGGCCGAUGAUACACGUCAUAUCCGCCGCCACUUCCGCUUGCCUAGGCUGAGUGACUUUAUUGCGCAGUGACAGUUAUUUUAGUUCCCGCGCUUGUGACCGUGUCUCGCGCUGUCAUAACAAAUAGCACGCAGUUAGCGAGAUAGCAUCGCCGUGUCAGAAAGAAAGAGGAAAUUCGCGUCAGGCGGACCGGAAAAGAUGUCCUUCUGGGUCAUGUAACGGAUUCCCUUUCUUCUCACUUUGAAAGUAAUCCAGUAAGUAGCUGCAGUAUCUCCAGGCUGCCGGACUCUCUGAACAGCGCGGACAUCACCAUGGACAACAUGACGGCUCCCAUGUUCCCCGGGCAGAAGAUGUCUCCGAGCAAAGCCAUAACAAUGAAGGACUACGAGAAUCAAAUCACUGCUCUGAAAAAAGAAAACUUUAACCUGAAGCUGAGGAUCUACUUCCUGGAGGAGCAUGUGCAGCAGAAAUGUGACGAUUCUACUGAAGAAAUUUACAAAACGAACAUCGAGUUAAAGGUGGAGGUGGAAUCUAUGAAGAGAGACCUUGCUGAGAAACAGGAACUGCUUGUGUCUGCAUCGAAAGCGCUAGAGAGUUUAGCUAACAGAGAUUCCGGGGAAGGCCUGAGGGAGCGCGCUCGGAGAGAGAUGGAUGCACUCCGAGAAACAUUCAAUGCCAGGAUCAGAGAACUGGAGGAGUCUCUGCGCUGUGCAGAGGAGGAAGUGGAGAAGAUGGCUUCCAUCGCGGAGCAAGAGAAGCUGCGGAGUCUAGGUUUGGAGAAAGAACUUGAAGCUGUGGGUCAGUCAGGACCUUUGCACCAUGCUGGCUCCGCCCCUGGGCAGGACCACAAACUCCAGCAGGCUCUGCAGGAGAAAGACCGUGUGAUCGAGCGCCUCCGGGAAUCCAUCAAACACCAGGAUGCUCUGAUUGGAGAGCUUCAGGAGAAGGCCCAGGACCAGCCUAUUGCAGAGCAGAUGGUCCAGCUCAACACCAUGAUUGGCCAGAAGGAUGCAGAAGUACAGGCUCUAAAAGAAGAGUUGGAUCGUGAGAGAGAAAGGACCGAGAAGGAAAACAAGGUGUGCGUGGUGAAGCAGGAUGAGCUGAACAUGCUACAGCAGAGAACCAGGCAGCUGACCGAAGAGCUUAACUCCACCAAGAGCAGCAGUCAAACACUAAAACACAGGCUGGAGGAGAUGGACCGAGAGAACAAGGGCCUUUCUGGACAGCUGGAGGAGAAGGAGAGUGAGCUAGCUGCAGAAAAGAAAAACGCCACCAAACGAGACAAGACCAUUCAGGGCCUGAGCAUCCUGCUUAAAGAGAAAGAACGACAGGUGGAUGAAUUGUAUGGGAAUCUAGAGGAGAAAGAUCAGGCCUUAAGCCAGGCCAGGGAUGCUCUUCACAAAGCUCAGCUACAGAAAUACCAGGGUGGUGAGGAACAACAGGCCCUGUUGCAGUCGCAGCACGCCGAGCUGUCUCGUCUGCAGGCGGAGUGCCACUCGUCCCUGCUGGAGCUUCAGCGGCUGCAGCGUGCGCUCAGCAGCAAAGACGCACAACUGGAGCUGCUGCAGCAAGACAAACUGCAGCUGGAGAACGAACUGGAGCUGCUCCAGCAGCACAAAAGGAAAGGAGACAAGACCAUUAAUGACCUGCAGAACCAGCUGAAAAAGCUGAGUGGAGAGCUGGCCGAACGUGAGAACCUUCUAGAACAUCAGAGUGUAGCACAGCAAGAGCAAACCCAGAGGACAGAACAUAAACUGCAGAGCACGAUACAACAUCUAACAACUAGUCUCACAAAGAAAGAACAGCAGCUACAGGACUACAUGAGCAUGGUGCAGGAUCUGGAGCAGGAUCGAACUUCAGCAGGAAGUGAUGUAAUGUUGGCCAAGCUCAGAGAGAAGCUGAGGGAAAAGGAGAAGGCUCUGGAGAAAGCGCUAGAUGAAAAGUUUGUGGCGGUAGAGGAGAAGGAGAAUGAAAUUCAUCUGCUGCAGCUGAGCAUGAGGGAAAAGGAGAGAGAUUUGGAGCGGCUCCGUAACCUGCUCUCUCACAAUGAGGAGACUGUUAAUAGCUUUGAUGCGUUAUUGAAGGAGAAAGACACUGAGUUGCAACAACUCCUGAACUCGUUGAAAAACCUGCAGCGCUCCAAACAGGAGAGUGAAGAGAACCUGCAAAGAGCUCUGAGAGAGAAAGACUCCAUCAUCCAGCAGCUCCAACACACACUGCAGCUCAAAGCUAAAGACAUGGAGGACAUGGCUAGUACUGUUCUAAAUCAUUCAGAGUCUCAGGGACGUGAUCUUGCAGAGCAGAUGGGGCAGAGGUUAAAGGUGACGGAGGCCAUGUUAGCCGAGGCAGUGAAGCACAGAGAAAGGCUGGUGUGUGAAAACCAGACAGCCGUGGAGAACCUGCUUGCCAGCAUCAGUCGCAAAGACCAGCUGCUCAAGGAGAGUGCGGAGCGACAUGCACACGCUCUUUCUGAUCGGUCAGCAGAGCUGCAGGACCUGCGCAGACAGCUCGCAGACACCCAACUGCAACUCAGCAACGCUCAGAACCUCAGUGCUGCACUGAAUGAGAAGGAUGUGCUCAUCAAUAAGCUGUUGGACCGUGCUCAGGAGAGAGACCACAGUCCGAGUGAGACAAAGGUGGGAGAGGCUCCACCCCCUCAGGUGGUAGAACUCAGACAUACCAUAAAAGUGCUGCAACAGAGAUUGGAGGAGAAAGAGGCCGAGCUGUCUCAGCGGUACAGCGAGGAGAACAUGGAGACAUCUCCUACAGUCCAUAAGAAACCUGCUGUAAUACUGAAGAAAGAGCUUGCCCAGAAAACAGAUGCUCUCAACAGUGCUCUGAAGAGAGAAAACCAGCUCAAGAUGUCUAUUGCUGAGCUUCAGUCCUCUGUGUCAGAGCUGGAGGGCCGACUAGAGGGCCAAACAGCCAACGUCGAGUCUCUCAAAUCCACAGUCAGUACUAAAGAUGAAAUUAUUACUGAGCUACAGCAGCGUUUGGCCCAGAUGGGAGUGAGGCAGUUGGCUACAACCCUUGAUCACCACUCCCAGUAUGGUGAGGAGCUCAGCUACCGCUCCCUUCCUCAGAGAGAGAGAACCAUCAUUGGGGGAGACCGAAAGCAGCAGCAGGAGAUGUCGUCUCUGGGUGACCUGUGCUCAGAGCAGGCCGAGCUAAACCAUAUCCUCAGGGAAGAGCAGCAGCUCUACACCAAGCUUGUUCAUGCGGUCGAAGAGCAAGACAGUGCUCAGCGGUUACAGGCUCUACAGCUGGAGCUGGCCGCCGUGACGCUCCUCAGGCAGCAGUUGGAAGACGGCGUGCGUAACAACAACGAGCUCCGAGAGCAACUGCACCGAGAAAUCCAGAGAGUUAAUCAGAGAGAAGGUGCAGACCCUGCAGAGCUGGAGAAUAUGCGAGAUGCUCUAGAAGAAGCUCAGCGCUGGAACGCAUCUCUACAAGCCCGACUUGGCCAGAUCCAGAGCAGAGGAGGAGGAGUAGGACAGGCCAAUGACAUGGAUGACACGCUGAGUCUGAUCGGCGAGCAGACGUCCUAUAUGAGUAUAUGUAUAGGGGAGGGGCAAGAGGAGGAGCUACAGCAUCUUUCUGUGGAACAGCUCAGGUUGAAGGUCUCCGAGCUACAGGCAGUAAAUGCGGAGCUGCAGAAACGGUUGUCCCUGGCAGAGAGAGACACUAUGGGUAACGCUCAGAGAGAGCCACAGGGACAACUCGACCUUGUUGGUUUUUCACCAUCCAGCGAGCAGCCGCAGGGACUGGCCAGACCGCUAGCUGUUAAUGCUAACGAGAGACUAGCUGCCCCCGGUGUACAGGAGACAGCUGACGAAAGUCUUGCGGCUCAAAGAAGGAUGGCGAGUUCUCCGUUACCUUUGCCAUUGAAAGAUAAUGGAAACUCCCCAUAUGCUCCUGGACACCAGGGUGAGAAUGAGCGGGCGGAACUUGCAUCCUUACUUAGAGACUGUGGAGCAGAGUCUGUUUCUCAUCUCAGGGAGCAGGUAAAUAAACUACGUUCAGAAAUGUCAAAGCUCGGUGUGCUCCUGAAGGAAGACAACUCGGCCGAGUCCAAAGAGAGCGCGGAAAGUUCCGGAGAGAACGACGGCCAGGCUAACCUGCACCGGACCGUGCAGACCCUCCGCUCGGAGGCCCGAAGUCACCGCAAAGUCGUUCGGCUAUUGAAGGAACAGCUCCAGCGCAAUGCAAAAGCAAAAGCUGACGAUGGGCCAGGGGUCGGGCCGGAACUGAUUGACACCAUGGCACGGAAGAUGGAGCGUCUGAGGGAGGAGCAUGAGGCCACUCAGAGACAUGCUGCCAGUCUGGAGGAUAGGCUAAAGGAGAUACAAAACAGAGAAAAAAAUGAGAGCAGAGAACGCGAAGAAGAGAAAGAAAGAAAAAAGAAAGGCAGACCAGACCAAAGCAAGAAGUUGAACAAAAGCCUGAAACAUGCAGCGUACACCAAAUCACGGCUGCCAGUAGCGAUGAGACCUGUAAAGCAAAGGGACAGACAGGAGCCGACCGAUCGUGAUACAGAGGAAAGUACUGAGCAACUUAGUACAACAGAUUCUGAGCAGCACAGCCUAAGGAGCAGAGGCCUCGAUGGGGCAGUACUUCAAAGUUCUCCAGGCAGCAGCUUUGAGGCUCUUUGGGAUUCCGAGUCCAGACGAAACACACACCCUGAGACUAUACGAAACCGCGACGCCAGGCCAAGUUCAACGAGUGCACCUGACUUUCCACAGUCAGAACUCUUAUCUCAGCUGGAGCUACUGAACCAAGAGUGCCAGGAGAAGGAGGAGCUCAUCUCCCAACUUCAGUUUCAGAUGCAGAAUUGGGACGGGCUCCAGGCUGAGCUUCAGGAGAAGGAACGGUUGAACGGUCAGUACCUGGAAGCCUUGCACGCUGCAAAGUCCACAAUUGCAUACCUUACAGCUUGUAACCUGGAUUCUGAAAGCGGCCUGGCGCAGCCUGGAUUGGGAUCUGAUUCGUCACUGCAGCGGCAGUGCACUGAGCUUCAAAGAGUUGUGCAGGAAAAAGAUCAGCUCAACUCUCAGCUGCUAGAGUGCUUGAACACAGUCGAGGCUGCCCUUGCAUCACUGACUUCAGCUGAUCAGCCUGGAAGCUUUUUCUCUGCUCAGAAUGACCCACAAGCCUUGUGUGAGAGGCUCGAGGGCCUGCUCAGCCAGCUCAAGGGCUUGCAGGAGCAGAAAAACGCUUCCACAGGUACUCCUAAGGAGUUGUAUUGCCCAGAUGGAGGUUCAGCGUCAGACCUGCAACGCCAAGCCGAGACCCUUCAGGGGUCACUGUUACAGCAGUGCAGGCUGAAUGCAGAGUUGCAGGAAAAGCUCAGGACUGCAGAAGAAACUAUUACCAAACUGCGUGCUCAACACAACAGCACUACCAAAGACCAGGAGUUGAUUUGCAGCCACAAGUGCACAAGUCCACGAGAGGAGACGGUACACGAAUAUGAAGAGGGACAGCAUAGACUGGCUGCGUGUCUUUCUGAAUGUAUUUUAGCAGCAGAACAAGCAGUAGAGUCUCUUUCGGAUUAUUGUUCAAGGUCCGAUCAGCUUUUGCAUGGUCCUGAAAUCUUGACCAACACCGAGCUCGAACAGAACUUGGACAGGCUUCAGAAGGCACUCCUGGAACGAGACCGGCUUGGGCACCGUGGCAGUGCGGAUAUAAGCCACAGCACUAUUGUGGGUCCACUCCAACACAAACCAGUACAGCACACCUUACAGAUUUCAGGUGCUGCACAACAGAAGACAAGCACCCCGAUUUCCCAAGGACAGCACAAACAGGGGCAACAGAACAUAUCAGAAACCUGGGAUCCUGAUCGAUCAGGAAGUCCACACCUGAACCUCCACAAGAAUCUCACAUCGCUCGUCCAGAUCUUUAAACGGCACGCUCAGAAGGUUCGGGAGCUAGAGGAGGCACUUAAAGUUGAGCAGGGGCAAGGCCUUAAAGGAGGUAGUGGGUUAAACCCUGAGGGUGUUGCCCAGUUGGAGAGCUUGCAGAAGGCCUUAAAAGAGAAGCAGAAAACGUGUCAGAAGCUGGAGGAGAAACUGGCUUCGGCUCAAUCCAUCAUCGCCCUGCAGAACUCGUCCAAGAGGGAGAAACACUCAGAGCGACGCAAAGCACCUCGUGGUGAACAGGAUGAUAAAGGCAUUCAGGUGGAUACACAGGACCUCGGCUACGAGACAAGUGGAAGGAGUGAGACGGAGGUGGAAAGAGAGGAAGGCAGUAGCACAGAUGUAGACGGCGUCGCGUGCUUGGACCCCGCUCUCUCCGGAUUCACCUCAGCAGACAAUCUGGACACGACGGCGUCCAGCCCGUCUUACCCGAGCUCACCCGAUCUCAGCUCUCCUCGGCCACACGACCCCAAAUCUGACCCCACCCGUGAGCUCGUGCAACUCCGGUCACAGGUGGAAAGUCAGCACAAGGUCAUCGCACACCUCCAGCGACUGCUGCACAAGACGCGCUCGACUGCUGAGGUUCUGAGUGUGACCUCUGACCCUGCAAGCUGUGAGGAAGAGGAGGAACGUGCAGCAACGAAGGCUCGGAUUUCCCAGCUUACCACCGAGCUGGAGAGAGAGCGUACGACCGCUAGGAGUAACGAGUCAGCUUCUCCAUCCAGGAUGGAGUCUCUGGUGCAGUCUCAAGCACGGGAGUUGUGCGAGUUGCGUGAGCAGAUUCGAGUCUCGCGUACCCUCGGCGCCGAGCAGCGCAGGCAGCUGCUGGAGCUUCGGGGGGCGCUAGAGGAGCUGAUGCAAUCUAACGAUGGGCAGAGCACCCUAAGCACAACUCUCCAAAAACACCUGGACUGGAGUCUCAGCCUACUGGACAAACUGGAGCAAGCAGAUCCUCGCGUAGAAAACGACGAGCUGUCGGGACUCGAGCUGGCUCAGAGACUGACCGCAGAGCUCCAGGAGAAGGAAAGGCUCAUCGAGCAGCUGAAGGACCAGCUGCAUGGCAAAACUCCCAGUAUGCAUCAGGAUCUCGAGUCCGAAAUGAGUGACAGAAUCUCUAACAGCAGCACUGUUUCCGUUCACGACAGCCUCCACGACCUUCAGACACUCGCCGCCGAAGGAGCAACUGAAGGCAUGACAUCAACCAGUGGCAAGUGUGUUCCUGAUGCUGAGCCCCACCCUUCAUCAGUCUGUGCGGUUGACGACUCGAAUAGAUCUCGGGGUGAUGAGGGGAGUGUUUAUACUCUACAGAGGGAUAACGACCGUCUGCAGCAGCAGCUGAGAAAGAGCGAAGAGCUUAAUGCCACACUGAGGAGCGAACUGGACCUCACUCACUCCAUCCUUACAUGCACACGGAGUCCGAGCACCACGCCGACCAAACACACACACACUCCGAGCAGCUCGUCAGUCACACAAACGCACUCGCAGAGCCAGGCUACGGACCUCCAGCAGACCCGGCACGACCCGGUCCACGCCAGCAUCAGUCCAGAUUGGUUAACGGAGCACUUACAGGAGAUUCGAGCUCUACGUCAGCGCCUGGAGGAAACCAUCCGCACCAACGAGAGACUCCGAGAGCAGCUGGAGAGAAAACUUCAGCAGGCUGAGAGAGAUCCGGAUACUCACAUCUUCAUUGCUGGGUCAGAAGAUCCGAGUAAGAUGAACAGUGAUAUCCAUUACCUUUGGGCUCAGAACCAUACACUUAAAGAACAACUGAACCAGGCGGCAAGAGAUAAACAAAAGGAGAACGACUGUCUGAGAGAGACUUUGUCCAGGCACACGGCCAAACUCGAGCUCAGUAGAAAAGAGUGUGAAACGCUGCGUGAGGAACGCACACACUUGCAGAACAGCCUGUACAGGUUGCAAUGUGAGCAAAAUCUCCAAAAGCAGCAGUUGGCAGACACCCAACAACUUCUGCAAUCGGUGCAAGUGGAGCUCCAGGUGCACGAACAGAUCAGGAACUCGGUACACACCCACACAGAAGAGGAGCAUGGUGGUUCUGAGUCCUCUGAUGUGGAUCUGAAGGAGUUACUGAGUGAAGUACGGAGUCUGCGUCGGCAGCUGGAGAGAAGCAUCCAGACCAACAGCGCACUGAGACACAAACUGGAACAACAACUACUGACCCAAACUGAUCCUCCAUCUACCAUCAACAUCAACUAUCUACUCCCUCAAGCAGAUGAAGGAGGUAAAUCAGAGAUGCCACGCCAACACUCGCACACAGACCCCUCCAGCGCUGCAUACGACAGCGGUAGCUCUGUACGAAGCGGUUCUCCAGCUUUGUCCCGACUGGUUCCAGGUCACAGGCUGUGGGCAGAUCGACAUGGGCGUCAUGUUCUAGGCCUCAUCGAGGAUUACAGCGCUCUCAGCAAACAGAUCAGAGAGGCCAAAAGAAUCACUGCAGCCAUGGAUAAACAACUACAGGACCGGUUUGUGGAGUGUGCAGGUUUUUCGGGCAGUGUGAGCACCAUGCAGCAGGUGCUGGAGGAGGCUGGGCGACUGCUAAAGCUGCUCUGGAGAAUAUCUCUGCCCACAGGAGACCUCACAGACACUCAGCAGAAUGACGUGCUGAGGAGCGAGAUCGUUCAGCUGAGAAGCAGACUGCGUCAGCAGGAGCGAAUGCUGACCGGAGCGGUCAAACGCCUGCGCUCCACCAAUCAGCUCAAAGAGGGCAUGGAGCGGAUCAUCAUCGAGCAGCUGUCACUGACUCACGGAGUUUUAAGGAAAGCACGAGGAAACCUCGAGGAAAUCCCACUGAAUGCCCAGUGACCAGUCAGCAGGCAGACGCCCCUCCCUAACCCACCUCCUCUACCCUACCUUUAAAAGGACACUUAAGCUGUCAAUCAUGACUCAUCCCUGAAGUUCAAAGUAAAUGCCUUUCAUGUGGGAUUUGUUUUCCCCUCUUGAGAGUAUUUCGAUGUGCUCAUAUUCAGUUUUGGAGACACCAAAUGAAUUUGCACAUUUUACAGAGACAUAUCUCUAGUAAAUAUCGAAUGUCUUUUAGUUUUGUAUUUAAUGCAUUAUUUUAUUUUAUUUUUUUUUUAAAUGCUCCUUUCAUAGAACUCGCUCUUGUCCACUGCCUGUUUGCUGUACCGUCAUGUUUUAUACUGUAGUAAUCGGUUAAGCACGGCUGUGACCCGUAGUUCAUCUACAAUGCCUAACGAUUGUGGUACAGAUCCAUUAAAACCACCGCAGCACUGA
Molecule: messenger RNA, 9365 nt
Organism: Ictalurus furcatus (blue catfish)
Lineage: Eukaryota; Metazoa; Chordata; Actinopteri; Siluriformes; Ictaluridae
Gene: cdk5rap2
Product: CDK5 regulatory subunit associated protein 2
Exons: 49
Coding region: 513-8933 (2806 amino acids)
Cellular component (GO): microtubule organizing center
Source: RefSeq, a predicted model, not a curated record